This is a messenger RNA of Anarrhichthys ocellatus (wolf-eel), 1302 nucleotides long. It is a transcript of the gene lsm1, whose product is annotated as LSM1, U6 small nuclear RNA associated. NCBI's taxonomy places the organism in Eukaryota, Metazoa, Chordata, Actinopteri, Perciformes, Anarhichadidae. The record is from RefSeq and is a predicted model, not a curated record. Gene Ontology annotation, biological process: deadenylation-dependent decapping of nuclear-transcribed mRNA. The coding region runs from base 525 to 926 and encodes 133 amino acids. Gene Ontology annotation, molecular function: mRNA binding. The transcript is spliced from 5 exons. Gene Ontology annotation, cellular component: P-body; Lsm1-7-Pat1 complex.
AGGGUGCAUCAAGCUAAGCGCGUUCCGCGGUAGCCGUCCUGUUAACUGCCAUCGUAAAAGACAAACCGUUAACUUAAAACUAACGUUGACGUAUCCGAGCCGUCGGGUUAGUCCAAACUGUAAACAACAAUACUGCCGUUUCCCCAGAAGUGGCGAUUGUCUGAAUGGAAUCAGGAAAUGAUGGAAUGGCACCAAAGCUUGUGCGAUCCUGUCCUGUAGCUUUAACGAAGGGCACGCGCAAAAGUGAAGAGCUCUCACUCUGCUGCUGCUUUACGACACCACGAACCUCUUUACGGAGAGAGGGACGUUUUACUCAUGCUGCAUACAGAUGUGAGAUCAUGCAGAAGGUCCACCGUCUACUUGUGUUAUGAUCGCCCAAAGGGUUAAGCGACUACAGGAAGUUUAUCCCGGGCGUGUAUAAAGACGCUUCCUGUACUCCACUUGAAAGACACAUAUUUUGAAACAUUCAUGGCUUGACGUUACAUUAAGAUACACGAAGCAAGUAAAACAAGAAACAGCCCAAGAUGAACUACGUACCAGGGACAGCAAGUCUCAUAGACGACAUCGACAAGAAGCACCUGGUGUUGCUCCGAGAUGGCAGAACACUGAUCGGUUACCUGAGAAGCAUUGAUCAGUUUGCCAAUUUAGUUUUUCAUCAAACAGUUGAGCGCAUCCAUGUGGGGAAAAAAUUUGGUGACAUCCCCAGAGGAAUAUUCAUUGUGAGAGGAGAGAAUGUGGUGCUGCUUGGAGAGAUAGAUGUGGAAAAGCCCUGCGACACAGUCCUGCAGCAGGUCUCCAUUGAAGAGAUUCUGGAGGAGCAACGGUUGCAGCAGCAAGCCAAACAGGAGACGGACAAAGUCAAAAUGCAGGCCCUGAAGGACAGAGGCCUCGCCAUCCCCAAAGCGGAUAACUUGGAUGAAUACUAACCUUGAUUCCAUGAGCCUCUUUCUCAGUUUGUAUCAGACUGAUAAGUUUGACUUUGAGGUUUUUUUUUUGUUUUUUUUUGUUCAAGGCUGCAUCAUGCUGGGCCUGUAUACUGUAGUGUACUGUAUGAAUUUCAUUUGGAGAAAAAAAAUGUGAUGCUCAUUUGUUCAGAUCCUUACAGCAAAAUGAAAGAAUUGUGUUUAUGUAAGAUCACUCUGUCUGCAAUUUAGCAAUUAUUUUACAGCAGCACUUUCUAUUUUGUCAGUGAUAUGUCGAGCCUUUUUAUUUGGAGAUAUGUGGGCCUGCUAUUGACAAAAACUACGUGCUAUGCUCCAAUAAAGAGUUUAGUUUUUCAUUAUGGAAGGCAAGCUUGGAAAA